AUGGUCGUUUGUCAUAACCGAACGCCCAAACGUAUAAUAUCGAGCAAAUUAUCCCAAGAGUUGGUCGAUAAAAGUGAAAUUAAAGCUAGGAGAAUUCGUAAAUCAAAGAGAUUGUCGGCAUUGAGAAAACAAGAAAAAAUUACCAAGCAAAUCGCAUCACAUUGUCGUCGCAUCAAAUCGAACAUUCGAGACAAAAUCCAAAGCAAAAUGGAGUUCGUCAAAAAAGUGGACGAUCUAAGCUUCGAUGGGAAUUUGGCGCAAAAUUGGCGCUCAUUUAAGAGGCAAUACGACGUUUUCGAAAAGGCGAUUGAAGCGGACAAAAAGAAAGAUGAGCCCAGAAUUGCCGUUUUUCUGAAUGCAGCUGGACAAGAGGCAGUAGAGAUUUUCGAUACAUUGGAAUUGACAGAGGAACACCGAAAAUCGUUCAAGCAUGUGGUCGAGGCUUACGAAAAUCUUUGUAUUCCGAAGAAAAACGAAGUGUAUGAAAGAUUCAUCUUCUACUCACGGAAUCAAAAGGAGGGAGAGAAAUUUGAUAGUUUUUUAGUAAACCUCAAGAAGCUGGCAAAAACAUGCGAAUUUGGGGAAACGAAAAACGACAUGAUUAGAGACCGAAUUGUAAUGGGCAUCACAGACAAGGGCCUACAGGAGAAAAUGUUGAAGAAGAAAGUCACAUUGGACGAGGCCAUCGAUCAAUGUCGCGCAACUGAACUGGCAAGGGGUCAAUCCAAGGACAUGCAACGCGACAAAGAAUCGGAAUUUUCCAUACACGAGGUGCAGAAACAAUUCAAGAAAAAAUUGUCGUUGGAGAGCGAUUCGAAUAUGACAAAGUCGUCGAUCAAAGGCACAUUCAAAUGUAAUCGAUGCAAUACAAAUCACAGCAGUGGAAAGUGUCCAGCGUAUGGGAAGUCAUGCAACAACUGUAAGAAGCCGAAUCACUUUGCAGUUUCCUGUAGAAUGAAAAGGAUCAAAUCAAUUGUUACUAAUAAGAAAGAUGAUGAUGAUGGUGAAGUUCACUCAUUUAAAAUUGUAAAAGUUAAUCGUUUGAACGAAUUUCCAUUUGCAUUUAGGAAGCGAUCAGGAUGGACUGAGCUUGUUCGAUUGAGUGACAGGGUCGUUCUGAUUAAGUUUGACACCGGAUCAGAGGUAAAUAUUGUUCCGUUGCGUUUAUUGAAGAAGAUCGACAGGAAUGCUGUCAUUCAUCGCACCAAUGUUGUACUCCAGGCGUAUAAUCAUGGAAAAAUAAUACCUGCGGGUGAGUGUUAUGUGGUGUGUACGUACGGAAAUAAAACGACGUUUGAAAGGUUUAUUGUGAUUAAUGAGGAUUUUUCUCCGAUUUUGGGAUUGCCAACGAUUGAGAAGUGGGGAUUGAUUAAGAGGUCGGGUAAUGCCUCGGUUAGUGAGAUCAAGGGUGUAGGUAACGAUGAGAGUGAGGUGUUGAGGCAGAAGGUGAUAAAGAAAAAUCAUGAUGUCUUCAAUGGUAUCGGUAAGUCAUCGAAGAUGUACCGCAUUUGUUUGAAGCCUGGUGCGACGCCAGUUGCUAGACCAGCGAGGCGUGUCCCGUCGAUUCUGUAUUCGAAGUUGAAGAGGAAGCUUGAGCAGAUGGUUCAGCAAGAUAUCAUUUCUAAGGUUGAUGAGCCGAGGGAAUGGGUGCAUAACUUAGUGAGUACUCAGAAGCCUAGUGGGGGUUUGAGGGUCUGUCUCGAUCCGAAAGAACUGAAUAGGUACGUGGUGAAGGAACAGUUUUUGGUUCCAACUCUCGAGGAGGUAUCAGAGAAGUUGGUAGGAUCAGAGGUUUAUUCAGUUUUGGACCUUAGGGAAGGUUUCUGGCAGUUGCAGAUCGAUGAAGAGUCGCAGAAACUCUGUACGUUUAGCACACCAUUUGGGAACUAUCAGUUUAAGAGAUUGCCGUACGGUAUAUGUAUUGCCACGGAGUUGUUUCAGAAGUUUGUCUAUGAGAAUUUUGGGGAUAUUCCGGGUGUCAUAGCUGUGGUCGAUGAUAUGCUCAUACAUGCUAGGUCGAUUGAGGAGCACGAUAAGAUUCUGUUAGCCGUCAUAGAAAGGGCGAGGAAGUUGAAUGUGAAGUUUAAUCCUGAAAAAUUUCAGUUUCGGGUGAGGAAGGUCAAGUAUUUGGGCCAUGUUUUUUCAAAAGAUGGCAUGCAGAUCGAUGACGAUAGGAUUAAAGCGAUUCGUUUGCUCAAAGACCCUCAUGACAGGAAGUCACUGCAGAGCUUCUUAGGAACUGUGAAUUAUCUUCGACAAUUCAUUCCUAAGUUGUCGCAGCUGAUUGAGCCGUUGCGUGGAUUGUUGAGGAAAGGAACAAUAUUCAAGUGGUCGAAAGUUCAUUCAUCCGCUGUGGAAAGUAUUAAGGAAAGAAUUGCCAAUUCGCUGGUUCUUCAGCCGUUUGAUCCGAAUAAGAAAAUUGUGAUUCAAACAGACGCAUCCCAACAUGGUCUGGGAUCAUGCUUAAUGCAAAACGGUAUGCCAGUGGCAUAUGCAUCGCGCAGUUUGUCCGAUACCGAGGGGAGGUAUGCUCAGAUAGAAAAAGAGUUCUUGGCGAUAACGUUUGCAUGUAAGAAGUUUCAUUAUUUUAUAUACGGUCGACCUGUGGAGGUGAAGAGUGACCAUAAGCCUCUGAUUUCUAUAAUGCAGAAGGACAUCCAUAAGAUUCCAUCUGCUAAGAUGCAGCGGAUGCGUUUGAAGUUGUUAAGUUACGAUUUGAAGGUGGAAUAUGUUCCAGGCAGGUACAUGUAUAUAGCUGACUAUUUGAGUAGGAACCAUUUGGAAACUGGGAAUGCAGAAGAGGAUCACGAAUUCACGACGGCUGUUCUGUCGUUGAGUAUGGGCGAUAAGAGGGAGACACAGUUUAGAUUAGCCACAGAAAACGAUGAAGUGUUGAAGAGAGUUUCCGGUUAUUGCUUAAAGGGCUGGCCCAGUGACAGGACCAAGGUUCCUGAAUGCGCUCGGGAUUAUUACAGGAUUAGAAAUGAUAUCUGCCUGCAGGAUGGCAUUUUGUUCUUCGAAGACAGAAUCGUCGUACCGACGUCGCUGAGGCUGUAUGUUCUGAAAUUGCUGCAUGAAUCUCAUAUGGGGAUUUCUAAGUCGCAGAAGCGGGCUAGAGAACUGUUUUAUUGGCCUUCAAUGAAUGUUGAUAUUGAGGGUGAAGUUCACAUAGGCGAUGAACAAUCCGAAGCCGAUGACGAGAAGGAUCUUUUGAAGUCGAAUACCGUUCAAUUCAACUUACGAAAAUCUGAAAAUAUUGAAGCAGAUAUGGAGCAACUUCAAGAUCUGGCAGAUCAUUUCGGAACCGAAAAAUUCAAUGAUAAACUGAAUGGUCAGGACCUUGAAAAUUUUGUCAUUACUCAACCAAUAAGCAAAAAGGAGAAGAAGUGGGGUAAGCGAUACGAUGAGCUGAAAAAAGACUUUGGUGCUUUGAACGAAAGAUUUGAGCAGAUGGUCAAAGAAUGGAGAGCCGUUAAGAGUAUUCUCAAUCGUUGUGGUCCUCAGCCCGAUUCUGGUGAUGAAAUGGAGGAUGAAAAUUACGACGAGUUACCACGUUUCCCUCUCAAGAAAGUUAAGCAUGUGACACUCAUGCAGUGUGCAGUGACAUCGCGCCAUAAGACCUGCAAGGUUGAAGAUAUCGAACGGGAGUGUCAAUUACGAUUCAAACAGGCUGAUAAGGAUUUCGAGCGGGAGCAGUUGAAACAAUCAGUGCAGCGAAAAUAA
This is a messenger RNA of Bradysia coprophila, 3723 nucleotides long. RefSeq lists its product as uncharacterized. Lineage: Eukaryota; Metazoa; Arthropoda; Insecta; Diptera; Sciaridae. The record is from RefSeq and is a predicted model, not a curated record.